AUGGCAAGUUUCUUUCCUUCAUCUCUUAGGACAUUAAGAGGAUUAAACGAAGAGGCGAAGGCAGAAGCAGAAGAACAACUCGCUAAUGCGCUUCAAUUACUGGAAGAUGCUUUUCCAAAAUGCAGCAAAGGAAAGGACUUCUUCGGCGGAGAGACUAUUGGCUAUUUAGACAUUGCCUUCGGGUGCUACUUGGGAUGGAUAAAGGCAAUAGAGAAGAUGACAGGCAUCAAGGCAUUAGAUGAGGCAAAGACGCCUACCUUGGUAGGAUGGGCAGAACGCUUUUGCUCUGGUGACGCUGCAAAGGAAGUGAUGCCCGAGGCAGACAAGCUCAUAGAGUUCACCAAGUUGAUUCAAGCUAUCAUGAAUGCUGCUCCUGGCCGCCAAAAUAUGCAUGUGUCAAAAAAUGAUAGAUAA
Molecule: messenger RNA, 414 nt
Organism: Elaeis guineensis (African oil palm)
Lineage: Eukaryota; Viridiplantae; Streptophyta; Magnoliopsida; Arecales; Arecaceae
Source: RefSeq, a predicted model, not a curated record